AUGAAAUUAAUUGCAUUAAAUUUUAAAUAUUUUACUAUUCCAUGGAAUGUAUUUGAUUUUAUCAUUGUAAUUGCAUCAAUUCUUGGACAAACAUUAGGAGAAGUUAUGGCAAAAUAUUUUGUUAAUCCAACAUUAUUACGUGUUGUUCGUGUUGCGCGUGUUGGAAGAAUAUUACGUCUUGUCAAAGGAGUAAAAGGUAUUCGAACAUUACUUUUUGCAUUAGCUGUUUCAUUGCCUGCUUUAUUUAAUAUUGGUCUUCUUCUUUUUCUUAUCAUAUUUAUCUAUUCAAUAUUUGGUAUGUCAUUUUUUGGUUAUGUAAGAAAAACAGCUGGCAUAACAGAUUUAUUUAAUUUUGAAACAUUUCCUAAUUCAAUAAUUGUACUUUUUCAAAUGUGUACAACUGCCGGUUGGUCUGGUGUUUUUCAAGCAUUAACUAAUGAUCAACCACCAGAUUGUGAUCCAACAAUAAAUACACCAUCACGUAAAGGUGAUUGUGGUAAUACGGCUAUUGCAACACCAUUUCUUGAAAGUUAUGUUAUAAUUAUUACUUCUCUUGUUGUGGUAAGAAUUUCAAAAAUUUUUAUUGGAAAA
This is a messenger RNA of Rotaria sordida, 591 nucleotides long. Lineage: Eukaryota; Metazoa; Rotifera; Eurotatoria; Philodinida; Philodinidae. The record is from the annotation of a GenBank genome assembly.